This is a messenger RNA of Nilaparvata lugens (brown planthopper), 3096 nucleotides long. RefSeq lists its product as uncharacterized. The transcript has 15 exons. NCBI's taxonomy places the organism in Eukaryota, Metazoa, Arthropoda, Insecta, Hemiptera, Delphacidae. Gene Ontology annotation, biological process: regulation of cell migration; actin cytoskeleton organization. The coding region runs from base 277 to 3096 and encodes 939 amino acids. The record is from RefSeq and is a predicted model, not a curated record. Gene Ontology annotation, cellular component: bicellular tight junction; cytoplasmic vesicle; plasma membrane.
UGUUUUCUGUUCAAAGAAAAGUGAAUUUAGUUUAAUUUUUUAGUUGCAUGACUGAAGAGAGUUUUGUUUUGUGUGAUUAGUGAUUUGAAUAAGAAAUAUCGUUUUAUUUUUGUAAUUUAGUAUAGAAGUCAUGCAUUUAUUACAUUUUCAUGAAUAAUGUUUUAAAUGAGGAUAAUCGAAAUAAGGUAACAAAUACAAGUAAUGAACGAGUCCAAGCUGACAGCAACGAACAGUACGAUAUAAUAUUCUCUCUGAAAUACGAAUUCGAUUAGGCAAAUGAGCUCCCUUCCAAAGCCAAGCCGAUUUCAUUCUUAUUCUCCAAGUACACAGAAAACUCUGGUUUCAAACUUCCCGCCAAGCCUGAGCGACAGUGACACGGAUGAGAACCUGAGCCAUGAGGAGGAGUAUGUCAUUCGACACAUGCCCCGGCAGGAGCCGCAGGGCCAAGAGAACGGUGGCAACAGUCUCGACUCGGUCUCCUACAACACGCUCAUCAUACAUGGCGCGCCCGAUCAAAUAUGGAACAAUAGGCUUUCUGGUGUGAGAGAUGAAGGUGAGAUGCAGUACAAGAAUGGACACUCGUCCGGUGUUAACGAGUCUGGGCACUGUCGCGCUUUCGAUCCGGGAAUCAUUGCUGACAUACCCGACGACUUCCUCCGAGAAUCUCAGGUGCUGAAACACCUGGCGAAAGAGGUCAACUGGGAGAAGGGAGGGGGUGGGGGUCAGGAUCAGGGGAGUGGUGGGGGGUCGUCGGUGGUGCCGCUUAAGGUGAAGGCGCGUCUGGCGCUCUCAAAAUCGCAGCCGGAUCUGUCACGAAUUGGCAACGUCGCCUCGGCGAGCAUCGCUGUCGGACGCCCCGAGAGCACGCCGCUUCGGCACACACUCGGAAACUCUAGGAAAGAGCAAAGAUGUGUACAGAUGGUCGAUUUACUACUUCAACAGAACAACAGCCUCAAGUUGGAAUUGGAAGCCUGCUAUCAGAAAGUUGCUAAAUCUCAAAAGUUGGAACAAGAAGUGGGCAAGGUGACACGCGCACACGAGGAGCUGGUGGCGUCGUGCGAACGUCGCGAGCGCCUGGAACGCGCCGCGCGCGCGCGCCUACAGGGCGAACUGAUGCGCCUGCAAGAGCUCAACCAGAACUUGCUCGAGCAGACUCAGCUGAUGUCUCGCGCACCCUCGCGAGCGCCCUCGCCCGACCACUCGCGCAAUGAGAUCACCAAACGCGAGGCGCUUAUCGCUCAGCUCGUCACGCAAAAUAAGGAGUUGAUGGCAGCUAAGGAGCGACAGGAGAUAGAGUUGGCGGCGCAACGGGCCACGCUGCAGGAGCAGAGAACGCACAUCGACAUCCUCGACACGGCACUCACCAACGCACAGGGCAACGUCGUCAGACUCGAAGAAGAGUGCCGCAAGAAGCAGAUCCACGUGGAGCGAGUGGCGCAGUUGCAACGUGCGCUGUCCUCACUGCAGUUGGCCAGCGACCGACGCGAGCAGACCGAGCGCAAGUUGCGGCUGCAGCUCGAACGCGAACUGCGCAGCGAACGCGCCAGAAACAACGCCAACGCAAACGACGCCACCUCCAGCCAAGGUGGCGAGCCGGGCGAAAGCCUUCCCGAGCUGAAGCGGCAGCUGCGAGAGAAGGACGAGAAGAUAAUGCGGCUGGAGGGAGAGGUGGCCAAGUGGGAGCAGCGCUACCUGGAGGAGAGCGAACUCAGGCAGGCGGCCAUUGAUGCUGCCAGCAUACCAAAAGAUGCUAAAAUUGCUGCAUUAGAAAAAACUAGCCAAGAAACUGAGAAGCUCAUCGCUGAAGCAAGAUCUGACAAAAUAAAGCAGAUGGAUGAAGUGAAUGCGGCUAAUAAAAAAGUGACCGAACUUGAAACAAGAAUGAAAGAAUUGGAAUCAAAAUUAGCAGAAAAAGAUGCAAUGAUCAGAGUUCUUCAAAAGAAGCAUACUUUUGAUAAAGAAGUAUCCAGCUCAUACCAAAGUAUAUCGCUUAGUCAUCAUAGUCCCGACCUAACAAAUGUUCUCAAUGCUGACGAUCUCGGGCCAGUAUCAACUACUAGUGUGUUUUCGACUGCCAGUAGUGCGCUCACCAGUUCUACGGGAUUUGGUUGUAAUAAUUCGUACACGGGCAGUGUGGAUAGCUGUUACCAUAAAUACUCCCAACACAAGUCGCUGGACGAUCAGCUCAAGCAACUUGACUCUCAACUACUUAGCAAGAGAGGUCUUUGCUGUUUUCCAGGAUUCUCUCAUCCAGGCUCUGCGCCGCGAAAAGGAAAAAUACCCCAACCACUACUGGCGAGUGUAGGCGGCGGCUUCGAAGCGGCCGGCGGAUUCUUGCAGGGAUUGGUGGGGGGCGGUGGUGGAGGGGGUGGCGGUGCAGGUGGGGGUGGUGGAGUGGUGGGGGGUGGGGGCAGUGAGAUGAUGCUGCUGGAGAAGCAGGGCUUGUGCUCGCAACAGCAGCGUCAGACUGGUGGUAGUGGCAGUCUGCCCCCUAGCUCGCUGCCUCGCCCCAAGCGUCACCACAAGUCACCAAGCGCCGGCCGAGAGCGCAGACUCGGCGAGUAUGGACGACUCAGCGAUGGAGAGGGCAGCAAGGCUUCGGCCAACUCGAGCGCUGACGCCUCCGACCCCAAGUCCCACCGCGAGUCGCCCGUCCGCUCGCUCCACCCUCGCAAACUCGGCGAAUACAACCGACUCAACAACGACUCGACUAGCAAGACCAGUUGUGACUCGACCGACAAGAGUCGUGAUCGUGACUCGCCACUGCCGAUUCCACCGCGCAAACUGGGCGAAUACGGGCGUUUCAGUUCGGACUCCACCAAUCGGAAACUGUCGGACAACGCAGAAACCAUCACUGAUAUCUCUCGCAGCUCUCCUGUCAGAUAUUCGCCUUCAAGAUUCGACUCGGCGAAAGAGUACAAUAGGAAGUUGUCGACGGGAUCGGAUAAAACUAGAGACUCGCCGUCAAGGAGCCUGCUGCCUCCGCCGAAGAAGCUGCCUGACUACAGCAGUUGCUUCGAGGGGCCUCGCAGGCGUCGCGACGCCGAGGCUCGCUCGGCCAGCCUCCAGUCAAGGGACAAAAAUCCAAAAACGUAA